AUGGAAUUUUCUACCACAAUGAAAAUAAUCGCAGCCUUACUAACUGUUGCUUUAUUUGCAUCGUGUUGUGCCCGACCGGCCGAUGAGCCCGAGGAGCGGUGCGGUGGCGGUUACGGCGGCGGCGGAUACCGAGGCGGUUAUGGCGGCGGCCGAGGGGGCGGUGGUUAUCCCUAUCCCGUCUACUAUCCCGUCCCGGUUAACAACGGAGCCGGUGGUGUUGGAGGGGCUGGAGGUGUCGGUGGCAACGGCGGUGUUGGGGGCGCACCCAUACAGGCGGCGUUCGUACAGCCGAAUGGCGGAUUUCAAGGCUAAUUGACCAUGG
Medioppia subpectinata is the source of this 322-nucleotide messenger RNA. NCBI's taxonomy places the organism in Eukaryota, Metazoa, Arthropoda, Arachnida, Sarcoptiformes, Oppiidae. The record is from the annotation of a GenBank genome assembly.